This is a messenger RNA of Pungitius pungitius (ninespine stickleback), 2322 nucleotides long. It is a transcript of the gene smtnl2, whose product is annotated as smoothelin, like. NCBI's taxonomy places the organism in Eukaryota, Metazoa, Chordata, Actinopteri, Perciformes, Gasterosteidae. Gene Ontology annotation, cellular component: filamentous actin; microtubule organizing center. Gene Ontology annotation, biological process: actin cytoskeleton organization. Gene Ontology annotation, molecular function: protein binding. The coding region runs from base 316 to 1950 and encodes 544 amino acids. The record is from RefSeq and is a predicted model, not a curated record. The transcript is spliced from 10 exons.
GGAGGAUUGUCCGACCUGAGAGUUUAAACAAACCAGAGAGCCCGUCCGAGCGGAGCUCUCACACACACACACACAGACACACACACACACAGACACACACACACACUCAUACAGCUGUUGGGAGUUUGAGGGAAACUCUGCUGAGCUUUCACCGGAGAGCGGAGCUGAGGAAGAAAGCAGAGCUGAUUGAAGAGGAGGCCACCAAGGAUUGGGGAUCGAACCAACCAGACCUUUGUCCUCGGGAGCCCCUCCCUCUCAGAGCCCGGAGGGCCGUCUUGGGCCCCCAGAGGACCACCACUGACUGACCUUCUACCGAUGGAAGCGCCGACCCCGGCUGAGAUGGGAGACCCGUGUCACCCUCGCUCCUGCUCCCCGGAGGGGGAGACGGUGUGCGCGGCUCUGGCCCGCUACGAGACCACCCUGCGGGACGCCAUCAGGGAGAUCCACGUGGACGUCAGCGCUUUCAAGCUGGGCAUGGAGCGCCGCCUGGAGGAGACGGCCGACCCCGGGGGGCCCCUCGGACGAGCCGUGGCUCAGCUGCGGCAGGAGAACCGGCAGCUCAGGGGCCAGCUGGAGGCGCUGACCCUGCAGGUGGAGCUCCUGAGUGGGAUGGCGUGCGACAGGAGCGCCUUGCUCAACAACAACAACAACCACCACAGUCAGAACCACAAGAACCACCUGAGUGACAUUCAGGAGAACCACCGGGAGGGGAGGGAGGUGGUCUACGGGAAGGGCGAGGCUCACACCCAGAGCCAGGCUCUCCUCCACCUCCAGCCCUGCAGCCUGGGGGGCCAGGGCAACAGCUACGGGGGUCAGUCCAGUCCCGCGUCCCCACCCGUCUCCUUCUCGUCCUCGCCGGGCUCCGGGAGUCCUCCGGCGGGCUGCAGGGUUUCCUCCGUGGCGACGGGCCCCGUGGCAAGCGGCAGCCCCUCCGCCGCUCGCUUCUCCAGCCGAGCCACGUUCGCCGUGUCCAGCAAGACCAACAGCAUUGAGCGAGAGGAGCCGAUAGAGGUGGACCCCACCCCCGGCCCGGAGAACGGCGCCCCCACAGAACAUUCGGAAGUGGUGCUCGAAAAGAUCUCCUCGCCCGACGACCCCCCACAACAGCACUCGGCCCCCGUUGCCAUGAGGAUGCCCCACCUCCCCAUCACCGCGACGACCAAGACGGCAGAAAUGAAGGGCCCCGACUCUCCCAGCAGCCCCUCAGAGGCCUCGGCUGCCGGCCAAUCGGCUGCCGGCACCAACCACAGCCAACCGAUAGAGGAGUCUCCAGUUCAGCCAGUGUCGUCCACGUGGACUCCGACACCAAUCAGAGCUCUGGGCUCCCCCCGCCUCCAAGAGACGGCUAAGUCGGCCCCGCCCAAGUCCGUGACCUACUCGGGGCUUUCGCAGCACGACAGAGACCCCAACGUCAGCAACGACAGGCCCGACGGGCAGGUGGCGGAGAGGAGGCGGGAACUGGUGAGGUCGCAGACUCUGCCGCGCAGCAUUGGCGCUCAGGCUCGCCGAUCCGUCUUCGGGAGGCUGGACUCGGAGGCCGGUGGCGGGCGCCCCAAUCCGGUGGACUCCAAACCCACCCUGAAGAGGUCUCAGAGCUUCGGGGUGUCCAGCGCCAGCAGCAUCAAACAGAUCCUCCUCGAGUGGUGCCGCUCCAAGACCAUCGGCUACCAGAACAUUGAAAUCCAGAACUUCUCGUCCAGCUGGAGCGACGGGAUGGCCUUCUGCGCCCUGGUGCACUCCUUCUUCCCCGCCGAGUUCGACUACAGCGCCCUGACGCCCGCCGGGCGCAAACACAACUUUGAGCUGGCCUUCGGAACCGCAGAGCGGAGGGCCGGCUGCGACCGGCUGAUCGAGGUGGAGGACAUGAUGAUCAUGGGCCGUAAACCCGACCCCAUGUGCGUCUUCACCUACGUCCAGUCGCUCUACAACCACCUGCGCAAGUUCGAGUGAAGCCUUCGGGCCUCCUCCUGCAUCUUCUCCUGGAGCACACUUCUCUUUGAGAAGGACCACACGGCCCCCUGGUGGCGGACGGGUGGACGCGCCGCGGGGUGCAGCCCGCGAGGACACUGACUCGUGGAGAUUAUUCGGUUGGUGACGUGGAGACACACAAACACUUCUUUUUGUAUGCGUUUAGUUUGAGAUGAGAGUUUAAUAUUGCACCAAAUGAGAAGAAGUGUGUUUCACAAAGUGUAAGUGAACUAAGUGAGAUGAGAUUAUGUAUAAAUCACAUCCACAUAUGCUGUGAUAUUGAGACAAUGACUUGAGAGACAUUAAAACACGAAAUAAACAAAUUGUACAAAGACACAUUGUGGACAUUGUUUU